GGGCUCUUUGUGGGGCCGCGAGCUCGGUGGAGAACCAAGAGCUCCGUCUGCUCUGCCAACGCAGCUGGCAGUGGGUCUGUCUCCGGAAGGCGGACCGGCGAACGCCCAGUGCCCGCACUCGGCCGCCUGCUCCCUACCUGCCGCGCCCGUGACAUCCUUACUCGGGACGCAGUGACCGUUUUUAAAUCACAAGGGCGUGGGUCAGCCUCCCCUAGGACUUCAUGUCUGUAUAUUUCCCUAUUCACUGCCCUGACUAUCUGAGAUCGGCCGAGAUGACUGAGGUGAUGAUGAGCACCCCAUCCAUGGAGGAGAUUGGCCUCAACCCCCGGAAGGAUGGCCUGUCCUAUCAGAUCUUCCCCGACCCGUCAGAUUUUGACCGCUGCUGCAAACUGAAGGACCGCCUGCCCUCCAUAGUGGUGGAGCCCACAGAGGGGGAGGUGGAGAGUGGGGAGCUCCGAUGGCCGCCUGAGGAGUUCUUGGUCCAGGAGGAUGAGCAGGACAACUGUGAAGAGACAGUGAACGAGAAUAAGGAGCAGUAGAGUUCCCGCCGGCUGCCGCGGGGUCACACCCGACAGCAUCUGUACCUGAACUGUGUUCUUUCCCAUUGUGAUGGAAGAAGAGAGUGAGCCACAAUCGUUCUGAAACUUCAGACGAUGGCUUCCGUUUUGCACCUGAAAAUCACUGAGUUGGUCUUCUUUUCUUUUCUUUUCUUUUUUUGAACUGUGUCCGGCAGUGGAGCCCUCUGCGACACUUUGCAAGGCCUGAGAAAGGAAGCUGCUUAGAGCAGGGGUGGGGGGUGCGGGGAAGCUGUGUGACUUCGAGAUCAUUAUCGGAACUCAAGCAGCUAGAGGCAGUGGUGGGAUUCUGGGGGGCGGGGGGAUCAGGGAGAUGUGCACAGCGAACAAAGAACAUUUGGUAUACGAAAACAAACAUGAGACAAAAGAGAAAAUACACUUUUUAAAGAAAACAGAGAAGUCCAGCCAGGAAGUACUAUUCAGUGAGCAUUUACCCUGGCUGCUGGGGCAUCGGACGACCAAGUCUUCAUCUCUCUCUCCAGCUUCGCCCACUGCUAGCCUUUGCUUUUAUUUCAGGUUUGUUGUCUAUUACAGGGGAGGCAGGUAAAGGAGAGCAGGAGAACCUGGCUGCCUGCAAAGCCAGCUGGAGGAGAUGGGAAAGAAAAAGGUCUCCCAUUCCUUCUCUGUGGACCCUCUGCUCCUGGCUGUGGCAGGUUCACGUACCAGCAGUAAUCUGGAGGUUUGUUUGUUUUUUUUAAGAGACAGGGCUAUUGAGCUCCAAUUUUCCCUUUUUGCCCCCCAGCCCUUUUAGGAAUAGUGAGAGUACUUCCUGCCCUUGUUGGAGGACCCAAGUGGAUGCUUGGACACGAAGGUCCCUCCGGAACUGCUCCCCUGGGACUUAGUGUGAGCAGAGUGGGUGGACUCUCCCAGGCUGGCCCUUCCUUCUCUCCACCACCCUGCCCAGCCCUGCUGUGGGCUCUAGCCUGACCAGCCGCAGUUCCCACUCCCAUUUGGGCUCUUGGCCUAUUUUUCUGGUAGAAUCUGAGUGGAGAGCAGAGGCUUUUUCUGUUUCUUGUUGGAGAGGUGAGCUUUAGUGCAGGUCUCAAGAGCUGCAAAGCCUGGGAAUUAUUGGAUGAAGCUGAGGGGGCUCUCAUGCAACAGCCUGGAGAUCGAGUGUGAAACUAAAGGCCGUCAUGAGAUCCCUGGCUUCCCCCCAUGUGUCACUGAAUGCAGGGGGGAGGACAAUGUAGUGAGGGAGCAUGGAACGGUGAUUCUCACCCCUCCCCUCCCACCUCUCACCUGUCCCCAGUAAGGGCACAGUUGCAGGAGAAAAGUUAGCCUUGGACUUUGACCUUCUUGUCACAGUUCAGAACCGCCAGGAACAGCAGAUUGUGGGACAAACUUUUCAAACCAUCUCUUUCUCUAUCUUGGAGGACUGUGCCUCCAAGAGGUGGGCUCGAGAGCCUCCCUGGGGCCGGACUUGGCCAGCUGAGGCACCCACGUGUCCCUUCAGAUUUCCAGUCAGUCCAGGUUGACCCCGGUUUUGAACUUGCAUGUAGUGUUGUAUUUAAUACCUCAAGGUUAGUGUGAUUCUGGGGAAUGUUGAGCAGGAGAACCAGAGUGUGCUGUUGACACAUCAGCAGGAUUUGGUUCUGGAAGCUGACGCUCCUCCUCCCCCACUGCUCCCUUCCUCUGUGUCGUCCGCUUGUGUUAUACACACCGAUGGCAAUAACUUCUUCCAGCUCCUCGAGGAAGUGGGAGAGGCCUGCAGCCUGCUCUGCUGGGUAUUUCACUCUCUUGCUCCCCGCUUUCCUUCUGUGUUGGCUGCGGAGAGCCUUUCCCCCUGACUCUCAUUCCCUCACAGCAGCAUUUCUCAUCCUGUGCCUCCCUUGUGGAUGGGGUCUUGCCUUUUAAAGUCCCAUGUUUCUGUGUCCCCCUCUCAUCUGCUCCCCUGUGUCAUCUGUCCGUGUGAUGGGAACGUGCUUGUAAACUGCAUAACAGAUCUACUUUGUGUAUACGUGUGUUUUUCGGGGUGGUUUAUUAUUUUUGCUGGUCGCUAGACCCCUUUGUAUGAUCAUUUGGAGUCUGAGCAGGCCAGAGGCUGACAGCUAAAGUCAGGACCCUGUUGGGGGGACCCAGCUGCUCUUGGACAAGUGGCUGAGCUCCUGUCUGGCCUCCCCCUUUUUUUUUUUUUUUAAGUAUCUUGUGUGUAUUUCUAACUGAUCGUAUUGGAAAAAAACCCUAGUAUUUCAGUAAAAAUGCCUGUUGUAAGAUGAACCUCCUGUAACUAUCUGUUCUUUUUUGAGGCUCAGGGAGAAACUAGCAUUUUUUUUUUUCCAAACUACUUUUUGUCACUGUGACAGUUGUAAAUAAAGUUUGAAAAUGCUUUCCA
Messenger RNA from Pteropus alecto (black flying fox), 2907 nucleotides. It is a transcript of the gene LBH, whose product is annotated as limb bud and heart development. Lineage: Eukaryota; Metazoa; Chordata; Mammalia; Chiroptera; Pteropodidae. Gene Ontology annotation, biological process: positive regulation of DNA-templated transcription. Gene Ontology annotation, cellular component: nucleus. The record is from RefSeq and is a predicted model, not a curated record. The coding region runs from base 222 to 539 and encodes 105 amino acids. The transcript is spliced from 3 exons.